This is a messenger RNA of Scutellospora calospora, 439 nucleotides long. Lineage: Eukaryota; Fungi; Glomeromycota; Glomeromycetes; Diversisporales; Gigasporaceae. The record is from the annotation of a GenBank genome assembly.
AGAAUCUUUAUUCACGAAAAGAGCUUGUAACUCAUGAAAGAAUUAGGCAUAGAAAUAACAAAACUAUACCUCACUGCAAGCUACUUAUUCAACCUCCCCUUGAGCAAGUUACAUUUUAUCAAGAUGCAUUUAUAGUUCUUGUCAAAAAACGUCUUGGCUUUAAUAGACAUGCGACAGACACAAAACAAGUUUCUAUUCAUGCUUUUCCAGAAAAUAUAUUUGUUUUCCUUUUUGAAAGUGAACCUUCAUUUCAUUAUAGUCCUGUGCAACGAAAAUAUUUUUGUUUUUUUCAGGGUGAGGCUAGUGAUCAAAGAUUGAAACAACUAAUUAAUUAUAACAAUUGGAAUUCACAAUUAGAAUUUAAGGAGAAUAAUCGGAUUUUUCAAUGUAGUACUGUCACUUGUAAAUUUAUAGCGGACUCAGGAGAAUUUUCUCAACA